Messenger RNA from Daphnia pulex (common water flea), 6342 nucleotides. It is a transcript of the gene SLO2, whose product is annotated as potassium channel subfamily T member 2-like. The transcript has 26 exons. Gene Ontology annotation, cellular component: membrane. Bases 1098 to 5387 code for a protein of 1429 amino acids. Gene Ontology annotation, biological process: potassium ion transport. Lineage: Eukaryota; Metazoa; Arthropoda; Branchiopoda; Diplostraca; Daphniidae. Gene Ontology annotation, molecular function: intracellular sodium-activated potassium channel activity. The record is from RefSeq and is a predicted model, not a curated record.
CUCUCGAACCGUGUGCGACGUAACGGUCCUCGGUUGUCCUUCCAGCAACAGCAGCAGCAGCACUCCCGCCACCCGCGAGCGGGACCGUAUUAGUCCUCUCUCUUUCUCUCUCUCUAUCCACGCACAUUAUAGACGUUUUUCUAUCUACUGUUAUCACGGCAACCGCAACAACAGCACAACAACGCCGCCCUAUAGCUGUUAUUCUUCGCCUAUCUCCUCCUUCUGCGUCGUUUGAGACCUCCCUUUUUCUUCUUUCUCUCUCUCGAGGCCCAUCUUCUGUUUAUCUAUUCUCUUAUUCUUCUGUCGCGGUUGCAGUUGUCCUCUGUACAGUGUAGACAUCUUUCUUUGACUUCAAAUCGACUCUUUGUUGGCUUAUUCACACAUGCUCUUGGUUUCCAGCAUCGUGCGGCUGUGCUCUUUUCGGCUGGGCACCUUUCCGUCUCCUGUCGAACAAAUCGCGUAGUGACAUCAACAUCAUCCAAUCGAUUCCGCUGACAGUUCGCUUAUACUACCACGUCAGUUGCGCUAUUCACUUGAAACCGUUUAAAUAACCCGCCAUACAGUCGGCCCCAAAAGUGGUUAACAAGUCCGAGCCAAUUAGCGAAACAGAGAGCUAACUAAUCGCAUUAGAAAAGGGAAACUAAUAUAGGAGCGAGUGUGUACUGUUUUGUUUGCUGUGGACUACUAUUGGCGAGUGUGUGGUGUUUGUGGUGCUAAACGGUAAUAACAGCGUCUACCCUUUAGAGUCUAAUCGAGUGGCUCUAUGCGAAACCGAUCCUCCACUUUUGUUUUGCCAUUUUCGCCGAGCGUCAACAACAAUCGAAUAUCCCGCCCAAGGAGGAACUAUAAUAUUUAGACGGGCGUAUCUAACACCGUUUUCCCUCCUCCUUUUUUUCUUUGAUGUCAUGACGUCCAUUUGAAAUUCAGUUGGACAGUCGCGCGCCCAAAAGAGAGGCAGAGAGAAAUUCGGCGGAGAAGGAAACGCGAAUUCAGGGCGAAAAUUCAAAAGGACCCCACCGCUAGGCGGAAGACACAAAUUCCGUGAAAAAAAUUCGGUGCAACUUGGCGGAAGAGAAGGCGUGGAAGAUAAAAAAGAAAUGUCGAAUGUCUUCUUCUUCCGGCUACACAAGCUGCGCCGGCAGCAGGAACAGGAUCAAGAGCGUCGCCAACUGCAGCAGCAGCGCAGGCUGUCGGGCGCCAGCAUCAACGGCAACGGAAAGGGGCCGAUGAGAAUGGGCCGCUUCCGCCAGCUGGCCCGCCCGUCCCUCCACUGCCCGUCGCUGGUCGACUCCAACGUCCUGACCAUGGUCCCCGGUCGACUGUUCGAACGGCCCGCCACCAUGGAUCCGUCAGACAGUCUCGACUAUAUUGCCUUGCAAAUUCCCAGGGUGCGAGUGGAGUAUUACGUCAACGAGAACACGUUCAAGGAAAGGCUGCAGCUCUACUUUAUUCGCAACCAGCGAUCGAGUCUGCGAAUCCGUAUCUUCAACUUGUUAAUCAAGCUACUGACGUGCUUACUCUACGUCGGCCGCGUCAUCUUCGAUAAUGAUCCCACUCAAGCCACUUGUUACGGGUGCGAGGUGGGCAACAAAAGCGAGUACCUGGCCGCCUACGAGAAGACACCUCAACAGUUUAUGGACAACCCCAUCAUUCACUGGGAAGCCAUUUGGUGGAUCGAACGACCCACGGCCCUAUGGGUCAUUGAAGUGAUUUUCGCUCUCAUUAGCCUAGUCGAGGCUCUACUCGUUGCUUAUCUCAGCUACAAAGGAAACAUCUUGCAGGAAAUUCUUUCAUUCUAUUUCAUUCUGGAGCUCGUCAAUACCAUUCCGUACGUUUUCACGAUGUUCUAUUCGCCAUUACGUCACCUCUUCAUUCCCGUCUUCCUUAAUUGUUGGUUGGCCAAACGGGCCCUCGAAAACAUGUUUAAUGACCUCCAUCGGGCGAUGCAACGUUCACAAUCUGCCCUGUCUCAACAGCUUAUGGUGCUAUCGGCCACGCUUCUCUGCCUAGUUUUUACCAGUGUAUGUGGAGUGCAGCAUUUUCAGCGGGCCGGUCAUCGCCACUUCAAUUUGUUCCAGUCGUGCUACUUUGUGGUAGUGACGUUUUCUACGGUUGGUUACGGUGACUAUGUUCCGGACAUUUGGCCUUCGCAACUCUACAUGGUCGUUAUGAUUUGCGUGGCACUUAUCGUCUUACCCACACAGUUCGAGCAGCUGGCCUUUACCUGGAUGGAACGCAAAAAACUGGGAGGCACAUAUUCUUCCCACCGAGCCCAGUCGGAGCGUCACGUCGUAGUCUGUUCGACGUCAUUGCAUGCAGACACCAUAAUGGACUUUCUCAACGAGUUCUAUGCGCAUCCUCUUCUCCAGGAUUAUUACGUUGUGCUGCUGUCACCGAUCGAACUGGACACGACAAUGCGGAUGAUUCUACAGGUGCCAAUGUGGGCGCAACGAGUCAUCUACAUUCAAGGAUCGUGCCUGAAAGAUGCGGAUUUGGCAAGGGCGCGGAUGAACGAUGCCGAGGCCUGCUUCGUUCUCGCCGCCAGGAACUACUGUGAUAAGACAGCAGCCGAUGAACACACGAUUUUACGUUCGUGGGCCGUCAAAGAUUUUGCGCCGGAAGUGCCCCAGUAUGUUCAGAUUUUCCGACCGGAGAACAAGCUGCACGUCAAGUUUGCACAGCACGUUGUGUGUGAGGACGAAUUCAAGUACGCCUUGUUGGCUAACAACUGCUUGGCUCCUGGGACGUCCACUCUGGUAACACUACUUCUCCACACGUCUCGUGGCCAGGAAGGUCAAGUGUCCGACGAAGAGUGGCACAGGCUGUACGGCAAAUGCAGUGGCAAUGAGAUCUACCACAUCUUGCUGGCCGAGAGCCGCUUCUUUGGCGAAUACGACGGCAAAAGUUUCACGUACGCCAGUUUUCAUUCCCACCGCAAGUACGGAGUGGCGCUGGUGGGAGUCAGGCCGGCCGAGUUGCCGGAAUUCUACGAAGAAACCAUCCUGCUGAAUCCCGGCCCGCGACACAUCAUGAAAAAGACGGACAUUUGCUUUUACAUGAGCAUCACCAAAGAGGAGAAUUCGGCCUUCGUGGCGACACCCACGGCCUGCAGUUCGGAUCCAGCCGCCCAGAUGCAACAACAGCCAACCAGCAGUAGCACUCAGCAAACUAAUUUGGAGGCUGGAGUGACUUCCACGCCGUCAGGAGGUUUCAAAUCGAAAGAAACCGUUUUGACGACGACGACGACGACAAGCGGAAUCACGUCGGCCCGACACAUCAUUCCGACUAGCCGAACGCAGACCUCGUUCCAGGGAAAUAUUUACGACGGAUUACCAGCUCGCUGUUCGUCGCCAAACUUAUUUGACACUGGGAUGCCGCGCCGGGGCAGUUUUAUUAAUCGCAACGAUUCGGUUGACAGCACAACGGCUUGUUCGCUAGGAAACCAGAGUCUGGGCAAUGCAGCGAUUUUGGGCGGCGGAAGCAAUUUCCUCGGCGUGCCGAAAAGUGAUUCACCGGGCCUUCUAGCCGUUCCGACUGGUCAUUGCGAAAGCCGACGGCCAAGCAUCUUGCCAGUGCCCGAUAUGUUCUCGGGCUCAACCAUAAACCUGGUAGCCGGGCAUCAGGCAGCCACGGAAGAUAGUGAAGAUGAGAUCGAGGACGACGUUCCUUGGCCUGCUCCCACAGAAAAAAUCUCGAUCGUGAAAGGUUUUCCUCCGGUGUCACCUUACAUCGGCGUUAGCCCCACAUUGUGCUACCUACUGAAAGAGAAGAAACCACUUUGCUGCUUACAACUCACUCAGGUGUGCGAGCAUUCGAGCCACCGGAGCGCCAAGGAAUACAAUUGGUCCAACAAAGUCAUCAUCCUGGCAGCUGACUACGCGUCGACGGGCAUCUAUAAUUUUGUCAUUCCGCUGAGAGCUCAUUUUCGCACAAAGUCGAGUUUAAAUCCCAUUGUGCUGCUGCUGGAACGCAAGCCAGAUGUUGCCUUCCUCGACUCUAUCUCUUAUUUUCCUUUCGUCUAUUGGAUGCUUGGUACAAUUGACUGUUUGGACGAUUUAAUUAAAGCCGGCAUUAUACUAGCCGAAAACGUAGUCGUCGUCAACAAGGAAUUCUCUAAUUCAGCUGAAGAAGACACACUUUCUGAUUGCAACACUAUUGUCUCGGUUCAGACGAUGUUCAAGUUUUUCCCGAGCAUUAAAACCAUUACGGAACUAAGCCAAUCGUCCAACAUGCGUUUUAUGCAGUUUCGUGCUCAUGAUAAGUACGCUUUGCAUCUGUCACGUAUGGAAAAGGCUGAGAAGGAGCGAGGAUCACACAUUUCCUACAUGUUUCGACUGCCCUUUGCGGCCGGAAGCGUCUUCUCAGCCAGCAUGUUGGACACUCUACUGUAUCAAGCUUUCGUCAAGGACUACGUGAUCACCUUCGUCCGUCUCUUGCUUGGCAUCGACCAAGCUCCCGGAUCCGGAUUUCUGAGUUCGAUGAAGAUUACCAAGGAAGAUAUGUGGAUCCGCACUUACGGACGACUUUAUCAGAAACUGUGUUCCACCACAUGUGAAAUACCUAUUGGCAUCUAUAGGACGCAAGAUACAUCCAACUCCGAAACUACAAGCGAGGAUAUGGCUCGAGAAGAUACUGGCUGUGCUGAUAUCCCCCGACGAGGGAACUAUGAAGGCCCUGUCCAUUCACGUCAACAUCCCGGCCGUGUUUCACUGCUGACUGACGAGGCUCGUGAUAAUCAUACACAACUCAUUGAACGAGCUGAAAUUGCCAGCUUAGUUCGUUCAAGGAUGGACAGCCUAGGUAUCGAUACCCUCGACUAUGACGAUGUGUCAGAAAAGAGAUCAUCUCUUUCUUAUGUCAUCAUAAACCCCAGCUGUGAUUUAAAGCUGGAAGAAGGCGAUAUUAUUUAUCUGAUCCGACCGAGUCCCUUCUCGGCUCAGAAGACGUUCGAACGACACAACAGUCGCCGUCGAUCGCACAUCAACAUUUGCGAAGAAAGACGUCGUCGCAACAGCACUAAACCGAUGCCACAAAAAGCCAAUUCCCUCUCGCUACCGGAUAGCCCAGACAUCUCGUUAGGUCCCCCAUCCGGCCUGGGUGCAAAUCGUGGCAGGUCUCAUUCACUUCGUGUCGACGACAUAUUAAUGAGACGGUCUAGUUCUCUACGACAAGGGUUAAUCGCACGUAACACGUCAAGUGUAGAGGAAGUCAGUUUAAAUUUGGAGCCUUCAGUAGGGAUUGGUGGCUCUUUUGGCGGGGCGGGGUUCCGUGGAGGAAGCAUCAAAAUUCCUCUUAACGGCAGCAUUGGUUUGGAGGUGACUCCACCGGCCGAUCAACAGUGUAGCGACUCUGAGGAGUCUCUAGACUUUCGUGGUACGAUCGUAUGACACCACCCUCCCCCCGUAGCUCAAUCUAUUGCCACCAGUAGCAGUCACUUUCCAAAACCAAUUACACCCGCAAUUUUCGUCUGUGAAUCAGAAGACUGAAGAAAUUUGAAACCUGUAUACAAAAAAAAGCUUGAAAAAAAGAAUACUUCAAUCACAAUGGAAAUCCGCGAACCGUUCACUGUCCAUUCCAGCUAGUGUAGUAUUCAGACUACUAUAAAUAUUUGGAAGGCGUACUAAAUGCCUUGCUUAUUUUUUUCUCUUAUAUAAAUCGCAAAAGCACAGAUACACAUUUUAUGAAAAUUUGAUUUAUCUGAUAUAAUUCCCCGUAGCCUCCACUGCCUUGAUUCUCUUCAUAUAGAUUAUCGCCAUCGUGUAGGAAAUUUCAAAUAGCUUUCUUCACACAUUCGACGCGAUAAAGAGUUUUCUAACUAGAUAAUAAUUUGACUACUGAAGAAUUCCACAAUCCACAUUGUUGUUGGAUCGACAUGGCAGCGGGAUUGAUUAAUAUUCUGUUGUACGGAUUCAAAGUAAAAUAAUUUGAAACUGUGAUUAAAUAUUCUUAUUCUGAAAAAAAUUCCAUUAUACGAAAAAUCAUCAUUAAAUCUAUCAUAUAAACUUUUUCAACAUUCUUUCACGUUGUAAUGGUCCAUCGUUUGCACGACAUGCCUUUCUACAUAUCUAACAUUCGUUGAAAUAAAAUUAAGUCCCCUUUUCAAUUAAAAAUACAUAAUUCCUUUUCACGAUAAAAAACCCUUAGUUAGUAUAAAUGCUAUAUUUCUUUGAAAUGCCCAAGAACACUAUUGAUUUUGUUGCUUCGUAUAAUUACUUUCUCAUAUCAUGAUUCAUUCCCAACAUGCUUUAAAUCUCAGCAUCGAUUAAUUGCAUAGCUAUGCUAUUAUUUAUAUUAAAUUUGUAUGCUCAUAAAUCACGAUGUACAUAUACGAUAUGAGCGUGA